Rhincodon typus (whale shark) is the source of this 2949-nucleotide messenger RNA. RefSeq names its product HEAT repeat-containing protein 5A. Gene Ontology annotation, cellular component: endocytic vesicle; Golgi apparatus; membrane. The record is from RefSeq and is a predicted model, not a curated record. The transcript is spliced from 14 exons. Gene Ontology annotation, biological process: retrograde transport, endosome to Golgi; endocytosis; intracellular protein localization. Bases 52 to 2193 code for a protein of 713 amino acids. NCBI's taxonomy places the organism in Eukaryota, Metazoa, Chordata, Chondrichthyes, Orectolobiformes, Rhincodontidae.
UACAGGGCAGGAAUUGCUUGCUUGGGGGCCUUGUAUGAACAGCUGGGAAGAAUGUUGGGGAAUACAUACAUGGAUACUGUAGGAAAUUUGCUGAAAGCUAUGAAAAGUGCUGAGUCCCAAGGGCGCUAUGAGAUUAUGCUGAGUUUGCAGAAGAUUCUGUCUGGACAAGGAGCCACUGCUGCAUCAUGUCACAGAGAUAUCUACAAAGCUGCUCGCUCAUGCUUGACUGAUCGAUCAAUGGCUGUUCGCUGUGCUGCAGCAAAGUGUCUUUUGGAACUUCAAAAUGAAGCUGUGUUUAUGUGGACCACAGAACUGGAGAAUGUUGCUACACUUUGCUUUAAAGCCUUCGAAGGUUCAAAUUAUGAUGUGCGAGUAUGGGUUUCAAAAUUGCUGGGUACUGUUCUGGCUACAGCUGUGGUGCCUAAGCAGGGUCCCGGUGUGAGGCUAGUUGUUCGUAAAACCAUGCUGGCGGAAGCAAUGGACUUGCUAGCUUCUGGCUUCUCGCGAGGCGGCAGCGGGUUCUUGCGUGUCAGUGGAGAAAUGCUAAAAGGAGGAAGCUCUGUGAACCGGGAUAUUCGGAUUGGAGUAACUCAGGCUUAUGUUGCUUUUAUUUCUACACUUGGUGGUCAGUGGUUGGAACUGAAUUUUGCUGCCUUACUUGAACAUAUUUUGGAGUUGAUGUCUCACCCAAAAGCUACACAAACUCAGAUUGAUGCCAUAUGUUGUCGCCGUUGUGUUUCAUUUAUCCUUCGAACCACGGUAGGAAGUCUGCUUGGAGAGAAAGCUCAGAUUGCAGCAGCAAAAGAGAUCUGCCAGGUUGUGGGUAAACAGAAUAAAGCUGUAGAUGCUGCAAUGAGUGACACCAAUAUGGAGACAAAGUUGGAUGCAAUGGAUGUGUCUGCCAGCCAACAUGUGCUCGUCUGUACCCUACAAGAAUUGGGCAGUCUAGUGCAAGGCCUUGGUUCUACUGCUGCCCCAUUACUUCAGGAUUCCACAAUAGGUGUGCUCGACAAAGUAAUUUCAGUGCUACUACAUCCCAGUGUUUCAGCUAGAUUAGCUGCAGCUUGGUGUUUGCGUUGUUUCGCAGUGGCUUUGCCCUCCGAGGUUUCUCCUCUUCUGGAUCGUUGCACUGAACGCCUGAGUGCUCUCAGAUCUUCCCCUGAAGCGGUAACUGGUUACAGUUUUGCAAUAGCAGCACUGCUAGGAGCAGUCCAGCAAUGUCCGCUGGGUAUCCCUCAUGAGAAAGGGAAGUUGAUAAUGACCCAAGCAGAGGACUUCUUACGUACUGCAAUCCAAAAUAGUCGCCUUUCAGUACACCGCACUCAGGCUGGUUGGCUUCUUUUUUCCGCACUUAUGACACUAGGGCCAGCAGUCAUACACCGUCAUCUUCCAAGAAUUCUCUUGCUUUGGAAAAGUGUAUUCCCUCAAUCCCCAAAGGACUUGGAAAUGGAAAGAAAUCGUGGGGAUUGCUUCACAUGGCAGGUGAUGCUGGAAGAACGUGCAGGAGCUCUCUGUGCAAUGAAGUGCUUUAUGUUGUAUUGCAAAGAUUUAUUGACUGAUGAUGUAAUUGAGAGACUCCUUCCACUCCUUACCUUCGCUGUAGCUUUAUCAACAAAACUGCCUGCACUUAACAAAUCAUAUGGAACUCCUUUGAAGAGUGCUUCAGUUGUAUUUAGACAACGGUUAUAUGAGGUUCUGGCUCUGCUGCCACCCAAGAACUGUGAAGGGAUGUUUAAUUCUGUUCUGAAAGAGUUGAUUGCGGAAUUGACUCUGGCUGAUAAUCAAAUGUUUGCUGCUACCUUCUUGCUUCCAUCCCUUUGUCAUCAGGAUGAUGCUCUGCUACUUGGAGCCUGGUUGCAAGAAACUGAUCAUCGAUUUAUCGAGGAGCAGUUAAAAUUAGGUGGUAUCUUGGGAGGUGGAAGCCUUGAACAUGAUCCCUUUGCCAUCUAUCAGAGAUUAGCGGAUGGGGAACUUGUACCUACACCUCUUCCUCCAGUACUAUCAAUGAUCCGAGCAGCAGUUGAGCUUUUCGGAGUGAUAUUUCCUGGUUUGGAUGUUAAGCAUAGAGCACAGGUUUUGGAUCAAUUUACAGAAUCCAUAAAGCAAACUAAAGGAUCAAAGCAGCAAACUGUACAGCUAAAUGUUUUUGCUGCAUUCUGCUAUGGAUUGAAGGUAAGCAUGUUGUUUUUAUAAUACUCCCAAAGGAUAAAAGGAACUUGAGACUUCUCACUAACUUGAAAUGACAGAAGUUGGAUUUGAUUUGAGCUCAUACUAAUGGACUGAUUAUUUCAUUUUGGAACUAUGUAGAGCCUUGUACUAAAUUUAGUUGACAGUCUUAAUGUAUCACAGACAUGAACAACCAACAUCAAAAUGUUUGAUGUUUGCUGAAAAUUGACUGCAAUUAUGUUAUUCAAAAAUUAUUAUAAAGAUGAAUUUUGUGGCAUUUUGAAGAUUUUUCAUUAACCUACAAAGUCAAAAUUAAGAGUUAAACCUCUGGUACUGUAUGCUUUAACUGCUGUCUCCACCGUAUUGCUUUAAUGAAUUAUGUACAUAGACACCCAGAUCUCUCUACCUGUAUACCUUUAGAGUAGUAUCCUUUACUUUUUAUUGUUUCUCUCAAUGUCUGUUCUACCACAUUGUAUCACCUCAUCCUUCGGGUUCCGUGCACUACUUCAUCAAUGUCUGCACCACUCCCAAGGGGUUGGGGAGGCUGGGAUCCCAGCUGGAGCAGAUCAAAGUCUGGUGCUGAGGUGAAGGUAGUUUAGGAGUGGGAGGCUCACUCCACCUACCUCAGAGAUGCGGGAGGAGCCAGAUAGGACCCUAUUAUUCACAGUUCCAUAAGCACCAUUUCCUUCCGUCACUUCAAAGAUGUAAGGUUGUGACGUUGUGCCUGCCUGUGCUUUGUGCUACGUGUAACGGUGACCUUCAGAAUAAAUGCGACCUGAAAAA